Molecule: messenger RNA, 2032 nt
Organism: Temnothorax curvispinosus
Lineage: Eukaryota; Metazoa; Arthropoda; Insecta; Hymenoptera; Formicidae
Gene: Sec23
Product: protein transport protein Sec23A
Exons: 8
Coding region: 183-2009 (608 amino acids)
Biological process (GO): COPII-coated vesicle cargo loading; intracellular protein transport; endoplasmic reticulum to Golgi vesicle-mediated transport
Cellular component (GO): endoplasmic reticulum exit site; COPII vesicle coat
Molecular function (GO): zinc ion binding; GTPase activator activity
Source: RefSeq, a predicted model, not a curated record
GGAAGACAUAUUUGCGCAUUCCUUUAAUCUUGUAAGUGACGUGGCCUGAACGUUGUUCGAGAGAGAGAAAAUUAUUAUUUUUUACAAAAAUUUAUGUAACUUUCUCAGUAUACUAAAGGGAUUAUAUUAGUGAAUACAGAAUAGUGCUAAUUAAUUUACAUUUUUGUGUAUGAAGAUAAUCUAUGAUGACGACAUAUGAAGAUUUUAUUCAACAAAACGAAGAUAGGGACGGUGUGCGUUUAACAUGGAACGUAUUUCCCUCAUCACGUAUCGAUGCUACCAGACUGGUUGUUCCAUUAGGUGCUUUAUACCAACCAAUUAAAGAACGAGCAGAUCUUCCACCAAUUCAAUAUGAUCCAGUUUUAUGUACAAGAUCUACCUGCAGAGCUAUUUUAAAUCCAUUAUGUCAAGUGGACUAUCGUGCAAAACUAUGGGUCUGCAAUUUUUGCUUUCAGAGAAAUCCUUUUCCACCACAAUAUGCUGCAAUUUCAGAACAACAUCAACCUGCAGAACUUAUCCCAAUGUUCUCAACAAUUGAGUAUACAAUAAUGCGUGCUCAAUGUUUACCACCUAUAUUUCUACUUGUUGUGGAUACUUGCUUGGAUGAUGAAGAAUUAGGAGCACUUAAAGAUUCAUUACAAAUGUCAUUAUCUCUACUUCCACCUAACGUCCUCAUCGGUCUCAUCACAUUUGGUAAAAUGGUACAAGUUCAUGAAUUGGGAUGCGAUGGUUGUAGUAAAAGUUAUGUAUUUCGUGGCACAAAAGAUCUUCAACCAAAACAAGUUCAAGAUAUGUUGGGUAUUGGUAGACCAAUUCCAGGACAAAAUCCAAAUCAGCCGAGAGGACCUAGUAUACAGCCAUUACCACCUGCUAAUCGUUUCUUACAACCUGUACACAAAUGUGAUAUGAGUUUAACAGAUCUUUUAGGAGAGUUACAACGUGAUCCUUGGCCUGUUGGACCAGGAAAACGUCCAUUACGAUCUACAGGUGUGGCAUUGGCAGUUGCCACAGGUCUUUUAGAAGCUAGUUAUGCAAAUACUGGAGCUAGGAUUAUGUUAUUCGUUGGUGGACCAUGUUCUCAAGGACCUGGCCAAGUAGUAACUGAUGAUUUGCGACAACCAAUUAGAUCACAUCAUGAUAUUCAAAAGGAUAAUGCUAAGCACAUGAAGAAGGCAACUAAGCAUUACGAUGCACUUGCAUCACGUGCUGCAACUAAUGGUCAUAUAAUAGAUAUUUAUUCUUGUGCUCUUGAUCAAACUGGUUUAUUAGAAAUGCGUCAAUGUUGUAAUUCUACUGGCGGUCACAUGGUCAUGGGAGAUUCAUUUAAUUCUUCUUUAUUUAAACAAACUUUUCAACGGGUAUUUGUUAAGGAUGCUAAAGGUAACCUGAAAAUGGCAUUCAAUGCCACUUUAGAAGUAAAAACAUCGCGGGAGAUUAAAGUUUCUGGAGCAAUUGGACCUUGCGUAUCAUUAGGAGUGAAAGGCUCUAGUGUUGGGGAACAAGAAGUAGGUUUGGGUGGUACUUGUCAAUGGAAAUUUUGUUCGUUGACACCAUCUACAACAACAGCAUUAUUCUUUGAAGUUGUAAAUCAACAUACAGCUCCAAUUCCGCAAGGUGGAAGAGGCUGUAUUCAAUUUAUUACUCAAUAUCAACAUAGUAGUGGACAAAGAAGAAUUAGACUUACUACUGUUGCAAGAAAUUGGGCAGAUGCAUCAUCAUCACUGCAUCAUAUAAGCGCUGGAUUUGACCAGGAAGCAGCAGCUGUUCUCAUGUCGCGUUUGGCUGUAUUCAAAGCAGAAAGUGAUGACAGUCCAGAUGUUUUAAGAUGGGUUGAUCGUAUGCUGAUUAGACUUUGUCAAAAGUUUGGAGAAUAUGCAAAAGAUGAUCCAAAUAGCUUUAGAUUGGCACAAAACUUUUCUAUGUAUCCACAAUUUAUGUAUCACCUGCGCAGGUCCCAAUUUUUGCAAGUAUUUAAUAAUUCUCCAGAUGAAACCAGCUUUUAUAGGUAAAGUUAUUUCUUAUUUUUAUGAAA